This is a messenger RNA of Strigops habroptila (Kakapo), 8539 nucleotides long. RefSeq names its product potassium voltage-gated channel modifier subfamily S member 2 (gene KCNS2). The coding region runs from base 1058 to 2491 and encodes 477 amino acids. NCBI's taxonomy places the organism in Eukaryota, Metazoa, Chordata, Aves, Psittaciformes, Psittacidae. Gene Ontology annotation, molecular function: protein binding; voltage-gated potassium channel activity. The record is from RefSeq and is a predicted model, not a curated record. The transcript is spliced from 2 exons. Gene Ontology annotation, biological process: protein homooligomerization; regulation of delayed rectifier potassium channel activity; potassium ion transmembrane transport. Gene Ontology annotation, cellular component: voltage-gated potassium channel complex; membrane.
UGGGCAGAGACGCUGCCACCGGUGAUCGUGUAAUUAGACAUUAAUCCACAUGCCAGCACCUAAACCGCCCCGCCAGGAGCAGUGGUGCAGGGCGGUCAGGCCCCUCCGCUCGAGGUGCAGCGGGUCGGGAUUAUUCCUCCCGGCACUGCUGGGCAGAGCCGUGCGGGGAGAGCGCCCGAGGGUCGGCGGGCAGCCCCAGCGCGGAGCGCCGCUUCCCCCGCUCCGGUUCCUCUCGCGAGGCACCCGCUGCCUGACGGGUCUUUAGCCCCCGCGGGGACACCGCCAGACCCACAGCGUGCGGGCAGCGUGGCGGCGACGGGGCAGCGGCACCCGCUUCCCGAGCCCUGCCCGGGGCCCUGCCCGCGCUCCUGCCGGCAGGGUGAGGGGCAGCGGGCGGGGUGCGGAGCUGUGGGCGGGCGGCGCCCCUCGGGAAGUUGUGCCGCUCGGAGCCGGCGUGAGGCAGGAUCGCGGGGGGAGGAAGCCUCGGUUUGCGGCGCCGCUGCCGUCCCCGCACAGCGCCGGUGCGCGGGGGCAGGAGCGAGAGCGAGCGAGCGGAGGCACCGCCGGCACACCGGCUCCGCCGGGCCGCUCCUCCUCAGCCGGGCAACGCGACCGCCGGCCCCCAGCCACCCGCCCGCCCUCCCGCCGUGCCGCUGCCCGGCUCCGCGCCGCCGUCCCGCGGCGGAGCCCCCGAUCGCCCGGCGGGGUCUGGCCGGGGGGGAGGUGGGAGCGGCGGGGCGGGCGGCAGCCGCGGGGGUCGUCGCCAUGACGAGCGCGUGUGCCGCCGCCUCCCGCCGCUGAGCGGCCGCUGUCCCUUCAGCACCGCGGGGCCGCACGCCCACAGCCACCGGUACCCGCACAGGUACCGCCGCCGGCACCCCCACAGCCACCGGCACCGGCGCCCCACCUGCAGCGGCAGCGAGGCGAGCCCUGGCGGCCCCCGCGGGCGGCGGCGAUGGCGGGCCGGGGCCGGGGGCAGCAGGGCGCGCCGGCGGGGGGCCGCGGCCGCUGAGAGAGCAGGUUUUCGUUCCCUGUACACCUUUGGAAGGAGCUCACUAUGACAGGGCAGAGUCUGAAGGCUUUAUCUGAAGCGAAUUUUGAAGACAAUGAGAUCAGCAUCAACGUUGGAGGCUUUAAGAAAAAGAUGAGAUCCAACACAUUAUUAAGGUUUCCCGAGACCAGGCUGGGCAAACUGCUGAGCUGCCACUCAAAGGAGUCAAUACUGGAGCUCUGUGAUGACUACGAUGACACCAAGAAUGAAUUUUAUUUUGACAGGAACCCCGAGCUCUUUCCUUACGUGCUACAUUUUUAUAACACCGGCAAGCUCCAUGUGAUGGGUGAACUCUGCGUGUUUUCUUUCAGCCAGGAGAUUGAAUACUGGGGAAUCAAUGAAUUCUUUAUAGACUCCUGCUGCAGUUACAGCUACCAUGGGAGGAAAAUGGAGCCAGACCAAGAGAAAUGGGAGGAACAAAGUGACCAGGAAAGCACCACAUCUUCUUUUGAUGAGAUUUUGGCAUUCUACAAUGAUGCCUCUAAAUUUGACAAACAACCGUUUGGAAACAUCAGGAGGCAGCUCUGGCUUGCUUUGGAUAAUCCUGGGUACUCUGUCUUAAGCCGGAUCUUCAGUGUCCUUUCCAUAGUGGUGGUGCUGGGCUCCAUUGUGACCAUGUGCCUGAACAGCCUCCCAGACUUUCAGAUAGUUGACAGCAACGGGAACUCCGAGGAAGACCCUCGCUUUGAAAUCGUGGAACAUUUUGGUAUUGCAUGGUUCACUUUUGAACUGGUGGCGAGAUUUGCAGUAGCUCCUGACUUUUUAAAGUUUUUCAAGCAUGCCCUGAAUUUGAUUGACCUAAUGUCUAUCCUUCCAUUUUAUAUCACUUUAAUUGUCAACUUGGUGGUGGAAAGUAGUCCGACUUUAGCAAAUUUAGGCAGAGUUGCACAAGUCCUGAGACUCAUGAGGAUCUUUCGCAUCUUAAAGCUUGCUAGACACUCCACAGGUCUCAGGUCCCUUGGAGCCACCCUGAAGUAUAGCUACAGAGAGGUGGGGCUUCUUUUACUUUACCUCUCUGUUGGCAUCUCCAUUUUCUCAGUAGUGGCUUACACCAUUGAGAAAGAAGAGAAUGAGGGGUUAGCCACCAUCCCUGCUUGUUGGUGGUGGGCUACUGUUAGCAUGACCACAGUUGGCUACGGGGAUGUUGUGCCAGGGACCACUGCUGGCAAGUUGACGGCAUCUGCAUGCAUCCUAGCUGGUAUCCUAGUGGUAGUGCUUCCCAUUACACUGAUCUUCAAUAAAUUCUCCCACUUUUAUAGGCGUCAGAAGCAGUUAGAGAGUGCCAUGAGAAGCUGUGAUUUUGGUGAUGGCAUGAAAGAAGUUCCGUCAGUCAACUUGAGGGACUACUAUGCUUAUAAAGUUAAAUCCCUUAUGGCCAGUCUUACCAAUAUGAGCAGGAGUACUCCCAGUGAGCUGAGCCUGAAUGAUUCACUGCAUUAGUGUACAAGUUUGACAGCAGUUUGCAUGAAAGCUAUCAAGAGCUAUGUUUGUAAAUGUUUUCCUAUUUGUCUUUUUUUUUUUUCCCUAGAGGAUAGUGUUGCUGACACUGCACUAACUUUGCACUUGAGAAACUAAAGACAUUUCUAUUACAAGUUGACAGUUUGCACAUUUUCAUCCUGUUGCAUUGAUACUAAAUGCUGACUUUUCCAUACAAAUGUUACCACUUCCAUGACAUUAGUGCUGGUAGUAUAGUGAUGAUCUGUUGCUUUGUGCAUUUCUUCAUCUGAAUGAUGAGCAGAGAAAUGAACAUACCCAAGUGGAAUAAAGAUUCUUAGUUGUGACACAAGUAAUGAAAACAUCACCCAUCACCUAUUCUGGUAUCUGUACUAGUGCAGGACUUCCUAUGCAUUUUAUAACAGUUUGAAACAAUCACCUGUGAAUCACUGACACAGGAACACUCUUCCCCAUCUUUCCAACUGCUAAUUCUGAUUGUCACAUGUCUGAAAACACCUCUGAGCUUCACCUUUCAAUGGAGGUUUGCUUACCCUUGAGCACGUGUGUUAAAAAGUGGGUGUUCUUGUCCUGAAAUGUUUUGUAUGGUACUAUUUUUCAGAAGCUCCUAAGCAUAGACCUACCUCUGUUUCCAAGAUUAGGUCAAUAAUGAGCCCUCUGAAGAAGCACACCCUUCAUUUUCAGAUAUCUACGUGUUCAAAGACUACAUUUCCACAAAUGACUCUAGGUAUGGAGGCCCAUGAAGACAUCUCAGGUUCCCAUUUCCAGAAGUGAUCUGCACACAGCUUGGUUCCAGUGAAGCUGAAGAUAUGCUGUAUUUCAGUCUGUCAAAAUGGUUCUGAGAUUAGACACACAAAACCGUGGGUUUUCAACAAUUAGAAGCUCCAAUUAAAAACUUGGAUUUGUUUAAUGAGGCAAAAUAUUCCCACAUGAACAGUACAGGCAGCAUUUUAGGAACUGACAUUCAUAUACUGCAAAAAGACUAAUUAUAAAGAUGCCAUAUGUGAUGUUGAGCUAUAAAAUCUAAUUUUAUCAGGAAAGCUUGAAAGCAGGUGUUGAUGGCAGACAACUCCAUUAAGCUCUCUGCCAAGGAAACUCUAAGGAAAAAAAACCCCAACCCUGUAAGUCACAUUUUCCCUCAAAAAGGAAUUCACAACUUACAGCUAAGGAAGAGUAUAAGGGCUUAAGAAAGGAACACAUAAAGAAAAAGAGCUCGAUACUGCACUCACUGUGGGCAGAUCCUCCUACCUGCUUCUGUGACGUAGAUAAUUUGAAUCCUUUCAAGGGCUGGCCUGUACUUUUUUCUUUAUAAAAAAGGAGACAUGAGAGAGCAGAUCAUCUGGGUUUCCAAGAGUAAUCAUGAAUCUGCAUAAACUUACUUUGUGAGUGCUCAGUCUCUUCCCUUAUGCAAUUAUACAGAGAUCAAACACUUGUGGCUGACAGGCAGAAACCACUGCUUCCCUCUCGUUAUACUUCUAGGCAUCCGUGAUAUAAAACAAACUACUGUCACUCUGUGGGCAGAACAGGAUUUCUCUUCAGAUCCUGCUGCUUUUUCGCCCCAUUUAUUACAUAUAAUGUUCCAAUUAAUUAAUUUUAAUUUUUUUUUCAGUUUUCCUUUUGAAGACUAGAGGGUUUCAGACAAUAAAUUCAAAUUGGUUGAAGAGAAAUUAAAAUACUAAAGCUAACAUUGCCAUGUUCAGAAGCCUGUGUUUGCAUACCACAACAAGGAGUGGCCCAACUGGCAGAAUAAAGCAAGAAUGGUAUGAACAGAUAAUUCCCUUUUUUUAGACUUGCUUUCCCCGAAAAAUCAAAGAGUCAUAUGCACAGCCAUGAAGAUAGACCUAGAGAAUCCAAACUAGGUGUCCAAACUUGAAACAUUUUGCUAGUGUUUUCAUUUCUGGAGGGCAAGUUCAAGCUCUCUGCUGAGUCACAGGCACAAAUUCGAUAGUCUUGUCCCUGAUUCAUAUUGCAUGUGUGUAAACUAUCAUAUGCCUACAAACACCCACUCAAAACACAGCACAGCGCUAGGUUGCCUGUUUGAUUGACACACCAUGAAAGAAAUUAGGGAAGGAAGAGAUGGGCUUGCACAGCACAUACGCUCCAUUUGGGUUACAUGCUGUGAGGGCGGCAAAUUCUUCCGCUGAUGUUGCGGACGCUGUGAGUUCUCUCUAGGUCUGUUGGCUGGGGGCCUUCAAGAAUCCAGCUCCAAGCAGUGGUUUUAUCUCAGUUCCACGAGCAGUAGGUUCCCAGAGUUGAAAGCCAAUGACUUUCAGGGCAGUUACUUGAAGAGGCCUGUAAACUUGCCAAAGAGUCACAAAUUCCCUCAGCUGUUGCUAGUUUAGCAUUGCAAAGGUUGGAUCCAAACUUUGCAACACAUCAUUUCAAUAACCUAUAGCUUAUCUUAUGUUCUAGAUUUAUUAUUAUUCAUAGGGCCAAUGCUCUGUCAUUUCUGCAAAUAUUGAAUGGAACGUGUCCAAAUUGUGUUUUACUAAAGAAAAUGAAAUACCCCAAGGAAUUACGACUUUUAUUGUCCUGGUUGAAAGGCAUUUUCAUUAUUGCUUUUUUAUAUAAGUGCUUUGGAUCAAAGACACUAAAUAAAUAAAGUACUGAAAUUUAAUAUGUUCCUAUUAUCAUGACAAUGACUUUACACAGUACACAGGAAUUCCCUUCAUAAACUUAACUAACUCCAUGUUAAAAGUAGUCAGGUUUUUGCUCCCCCAUCCUCCGGAAGAGCAUUCCAGAGCUGUGCUGCUCUCCAAGGCUUGUGCAACUUUCAGCAUAAUUUUAUUAAUGGCUGCUUUAUAUCAGUUGGGGUUUUUUCCCAUGCCACCACUGUUCUUUAGCUUAAAUAUUUCAUUUUCUUCUUAGUGUUUGCAUGCAUGCUGUAUUUAUAGACAGCAACCAUAUGUCCUUAAUGCUUAUUUUCACAGAGUUAUACCUGCCAAGCUUCCUUUUAGUUUUCUUUUUGCAAGUCGUAUUCCCCUGACCAUCCUAGGAGAUGUAUUCUUUUUUUCUCCACUACUUCUGCUUAGAUUUAAUGUGUUUGAAUAUUAUAUUGUAUUGCUUUGUACAGCAGUUUUAAUAUUUGCUUAUGACUAAGAGAAUUUUUCACUGACGAGGAUAAUGAUUGUUCUGAUUUAAGUGAUGUUGUUGUCUUGGCUCCCUCAAAAUAUCUCGGUAAGGAAGAAUGAAGCACACCCUUCCUGCCAUUUUAUGAAGUAACCUCUAUUCUAGGGCUCAAUCCAGUAAGUGCUGAGAAUCUUCAUCUCUCAUUAAAUAAAAGUUACAGAAAAAUGUUUUCAAUUUGAAGGAAAAGUUCAAUCUCUCCAAAGUCUCAGCGAGGAGAUGAGGUGCUGUGCUGUUUGAGCAAUCAUUGCUUUCACCAGACUUCUUCAAUCACUCUUUUGUAAGAGUGGGGUAUCUUCACUUCUAUAAAACAGCAGGUCAGGAAUGAAGGAUGAGAGGACUAAUUGGCUGCUUUCUCCAGUGAUUGAAACUUGGAGAUUGUUGUGGUCAGAAAUCCGCUUGCUGUGGAUGUGCAGUUUAAUGAAGAACAUUGCACUUGGUGUGUGCUGCUCCUGGCUUGUGACAGUCACCUUCCUGGCACUGGUGAAAAUGUUGCUCCUGUUCUCUUUCAGCUGAGAGCUUUGAAUUGCUUAAAUGAGGAUUACGGGAAUAUUUCAAACGAGGCAACUUACUUUAUUGCCAGGAAUAAACUCUUAGAGAAUCCUGAUUUCUAGUACAAAUUUAGGCUAUUACAAGAGUUGGAGAUGUCCUCGAGAAGCAAUAUGUUACAUUAUUUUCCUGAGAUAUAAAAACUAUAUAUAGAUUGUGAUUAAGCUUUUUAUGUAUGUUCAGAUUUUGUAUUUUCGCCUGGUUUAUUAUUCAUUUACUUUCAUCAGUUGCUGAUUCUCUCUUUCCCUGCAGACUACUUUAUCCAUUUCAAAAGCAGACUGUUUUUUUCCUCACAUAUUAUAUAUAGCAUGAGCUACUUCACAUUGCAAACUUGAAAACAAAGAACUUUGCGUUUAAUUUUCCAACUUUAAUACCUCCAGUAUUUGUACCUUUUUGUACAGAACUUUAUGAGACUGCAGGGAACGACUAUAUCUGGUGCUCUUUGUACUGCGUUUCUUGUCCCCGUAGUGUGUGACACACUCGAGAACUCAGCUUUGUGCCACAAAAUGGAAAUUAAAUGCAUAAAAAAGUGUAUUUCAUCAAGGAUUAAGAACUGAUUUAAGUUUCAGGGUAUUCUGAGUAUAUAUUAUGAUCAAAGAGAAGCCUGGAUCUCAUUGUGAAGAUAGGUUUCUUUUAAUCAUACACAUUCUCUUAAUUGGUGGUUGUGAUGGGAAACCCACAUUUUUCAGUUGGGCAAAUAGUGCAAGCUUCUUGCUUUCUACCUCACAGAUUAGGGACUAAGCAACAUACCAACAGCACUUGUAGGAGCUAAAUCAACUUGACAUGACCUUUCAUCUCCUCCCAAACAACCCCCAUCCUUAGAGGCCCCAGCUGUGCACAUACAAACAGCAGAAAGCCUCUGGAGUAACUGCUCUUGCUGUGCUAGUUAUCCAUUUCCUCUCACAGUACUCCUGACUUUCGAAUCUACCUUUGAUGGUGCUUUCAAACAACAUUCAAGCCGCAGUCAUCACUCCUAUCCCUUGGUGAGAGGCUGUACCAGAACUGUUCUCUUCUCAUCAUGUUAUUCUUUUUUUUAGUUUUUUUCCCAAUUUAUGCACCCGGCUUCCCACUAAGUUACAUCAGAAAUCAAUUUGAUCUCUUGUAACUUCAAGUUGCCCAUUAUUUAGGCAAGGCUAAAAGAAUAUUCAAUUUCUGAAGCAUCUUUUACCGAUUCUGCCUUUUCCCGAUGCUUCUUGCCUGAGAAUAAUUUGCUGGAUUAAUAAUGGAACAAAAGGCAAUACAUUAAUACAUUAUUCAAAGCAACAGUUCUCUGCUUGUUGAUUCAGAGACAGUUGUAAUGUCUGCACCUUCAGAGCAAUAGUUGCAGUUGUUAAGAAACAUCACCCUGAUUCACUCUCAUUUAUAAAAUGAUGGGUUGUCAACUGGAGGAGGCAACCUCCAAACAGUCUAGAAACUGUUUCCCAAGCUAGCAUGACACUGCUGGCAAAGGUCUGGCUCUGGUAUUUAUUUCUCCUGCUAGUACAGGGAAUUGAGAAUCAUCUCACAGGUGCUGAGACUCAAAUUGACCUCCCACCAGACCAUGCAGAAAACUGUUUGCCUGACAUCGCCUCACCCUUUACACACAACCCUAAAUCAUGCAAGUCUUCACUUGGAUAAAUGCAUGCACCUGGCUAUAGGAGGCAGAGGCACAAAUCCAACAUUUCAGCUUCACAGAAGUGCAGAAGAAACAUCAGCACCUCCCUCUUCUUUGUUUUUGUCUUUCAGGGUACCAGUGGGGCUUGGCUUCUCACUGAUCCCUGUUCAGAAACAAACAGGGAUAAGUUUUUCAAGGAUUGGACAAAGUCUGCUAUAAAUCUGCCAAUUUCUUCUCUAAAGCACCUGAAGAGUGCCCAGUUUCAUAUGCACCAUCCAACAUCUGCUUGUCGUGACCACAUGUGCAGGUGUUCUGUGGGGUGCACAAGUCUGUGUGGUUCUGAGCAGACUGUUCCACCAAUUACACUGCUGACCUUCAAAGAAAACUUUUAAUCACAUUUGGAAGAUGAGGGGUACUCAAACAUCUUUCUUUGCUUAUGAGCAGCCACUGCUCUGCCCAUCUUAAGUCCUGUACCUCUUGCUUCACCCUGUUUGCUGUAUCCUGAUGUGGCUAUUCCUGCAAGCCCCCGUGACAUGCAGAAUGAACGGGUGAUGUGGUGGGGUUGUAGCACAGCAAAAUGAGUGGCUGGAGCUCCUGACUUAGCAAUGUCAAUCCCACCAACUUUCACUGGAAAUUGUCCUUUUAAAUUACUAUGCUAUUUUUGAAAUUCAUGUUCUGUCCCAUUCUAGGAAAUGAUCUGAACAUGGACACCCAAGCAUAACCCCUUUUAAUGACCAACUGAUUAAUUGCCAAGUAAAUUUAUUUAU